AUGCUGCAAAAGCGGGGCAGGCUGGACGACGAGAAUGGCAUUUACAAUGCCGAGCAGGACGACGAAGAUUUGCUCGACUACAUGAGCCACAACGAGACGAUGACUCUGCGACGCGAGGUUCGGGACGCUCGAAACCACUACAACAACAGCCACCUGCUCUUCAACAUUGCGCCCCUGCAGACGAUGGUCAGCCCAGCCACCAUUUAUGCGGCAUUUCGUCGACAAAUGACCACGUACCUGCAUCGGCCAAAGCUGGGAGUGGCCACGUGGCGACACGCCGCAACCUUCUGGAUGACGACGUUUGUGAUCAACCGACUGUCGGCCGAGACGACCGGCGCCCUGGGCAGCCUGAUCCACACUCAAGCUCAACACUCUGGGGGCACGGCCCAGCGGGCCUAUGCGCGCACAGCCAGUGACCAUGUGCAAACCAAAAUGUCGUCGCGACUGAUGCAUCAAGUGGCCUCGCAAAAAUGGCAUGCUUUGUUUGGACUAGAUCGCAAGCGCAGCAUAGCCGAGUUGACCGCGAACCAAGAAGCAUUGGAAGCUCGCUAUCCCAUCAGCUGGAACCCGGUGACUGACCUCUCGCCCGAGGCAAACGGGCGUAUCAUCAUGAACACGAGGGCCGAGCAUGACGUACCCUACAUGACCCAGCUGGCCAAGCAGGCAAGCAUCUCGUGGGGCCACAGUUUCAACAGCCAAGAACAGUUGGACCUGGCUGUGGCCAUUGACCAGCACCGGCCGGAAGAUGGAUGGCUAAUUGUUGUUGCACCGACAGGCAUGGGUAAAACAUUUUGUACCCUGCCCAAGCUGGGCUGUCGCCCGCAUGCUUGUACGCUGCUGUGGAUUGUGCCGUUUGUGGCCGUGGCCAACGAUUUAUUGCGGCGAUUUCAAGGCGCAGGUCACAGUGCCCAGCGAUGGCUUGGUCCCUCUACACAGGUGGCAGAUGGCCUGGACGUGCUCAUCGUUACGAGCGACAUGUUUGUCCGCGUGGGAUCUGAAUCCCUACACGGGAAGGUCUGCUUUCAGCGCAUCCGCACCGUGGUGAUGGACGAGGCGCACACCCUCAUCUCAGAUGCCAGCUACCGAGAUGUGAUGGACGAAGUCGCAGCCAGUGUGGGUUCUGGCGGAUGGACCAACAUCAAACGCGUGGCGUUGACGGGCACACUUUGCAUCGGGGACCAGGAGCAUCUGUUUCGAAAGCUGGGGCAGCAAGUCGGGGGCAAGGUGUACCGUUUGGAGACGAUGCGUCGCGAUCUGCAGCUGCGUGUGCUUCACGGAAACCAGCUAAACUUUUUGUCGCAUGUGCAAGCCAUUGUGGACACGCAGCGGAUGAUGCGUCAGGCGAAUGGGGAGCGUGUGCACAUGAUGGUCUUUUGUGACACCGUGAACGAGGUGAAGCUGCUGUGUGACCAGCUGCACGCAUACGGCUACAUGGCCUUGCCCUACUACACCGACCUGGAGGAGAAGGCGCAAAAGGACCAUGUGGCACAGUGGCAACGGGGUGAAUGCGACGUCAUUGUGGCCACCAGCUGCCUCAGCACGGGUGUGGAUUUGCUCACCAUUCGCCACGUGCUGUGGUAUGGCAACGGCUACAACGUCUAUACGCUGGCCCAGGCCUUUGGUCGGGCUGGUCGCGAUAAACAGGGUGGAACUGCCGAGCUGUGGCUACCAGUGAGACGUGGGCCAGCACCAGGCAUGGAAAAGUUUGUCGAGGGCAGUGCGUGCCGCAGCUGGGCGCUCGGCAAGUUGCUAGAUCCCCGCGCCGCGACAUGCUUUGCUGCCGGCCAGCCGCUUUGUGACGUGUGCGCAGGAACAGCACAGCGCCUGGAGCCAGCAAGAGCUGCGCGCCAGCAGCGCGCUGCCCAAGCGUUGAGUGUGGCGCAUGUGGAAGCAGAGCCCGAGGCGAUGGCGGAGGAGGAAGAUGUGUUGUCUGAGCCACCUGCAGCACGGCUCGAGGAAAAAGAAUCGAUCGGGCCAGAGUCCGCUUUGGAUGUAGCUUCAGCAUCAAACGUCGAAACGGCAGCGUCUUCAGGACGAGCUGCCGUUGCGGCGCAGUCGAGCAGAAGCACUCCACGUGCCCAGGACACGGCUGUGGUGGCGACAAAUGCAGGGCCAAUGACGGAUGCUGCCGUGCCACAGAUGCAGACGAGUGCUGCUUGGAUUGAUGAGGCAGCUACAGCAUCCAUGUCGGUGCCAGCUUCACCCAUGGUCUCUGAUGCUGAUGACGAGGCGCCUUUACAGCAAGAGGCGCGUGGCCCGGUGCAAACCAAGUUGGCAGAGGGCGAGAGCACGCCACAGCCAGUCAUGCAGUCAGCAGCACAGCCAACCCCCACGAAACACACGCCAACCCCGUCGGCCUCGAUCAUUUGCGUGCCAGUACCAUCGGCCUCGGGUUCAACCUCCUCUCCGGCGCGAUCGGCUGCAAGCUCAGCCUCGGGUACACUGCGGCGUAAGCGAGUGCCGCUGGCUGCUGAAAGUACAUGUGCCCCUGGGUCUGACGAUUAUGACGACGAUGGCAACGGCAUUGCUACCAGCCCUGCUCCCUCAACAUCCAAGCGAACGGCAUCGGAUGUCACGUGCAUAGCUGCUGCUUCUUCAACAGCGGCGCAAGCAGCAGAGUCGCCUCUUCCCGCAGCAAAACGAGCAGCAUCAAGUGGCACGCGCACCGCCACCGUUGCCGCUACUGCUACCACUCGCUCUGAAGCCACGACACGCCACGAUGAAGCGGAUGGGCGGGGCGCGCGCGCGCUCCUGGUGGUGCGUUGUCGUCGUUGUGGCGCGACGGGCAAGUGCUGCCGAGGUGCAAGCGACGUCAUGGAUGAACGGGUGGCCAAACGACAUUGCCGCGUGACCGUCAUGGAUGGACCAUUCUUGCUGAUCUCGUGUUGGGCUGCCAUUUGUUGUCAAGACAAUUCCUCGAUCUACCCAUGA
Monosiga brevicollis MX1 is the source of this 2931-nucleotide messenger RNA. RefSeq lists its product as uncharacterized. Gene Ontology annotation, cellular component: chromosome; cytoplasm; nucleus. Gene Ontology annotation, molecular function: 3'-5' DNA helicase activity; nucleic acid binding; four-way junction helicase activity. Gene Ontology annotation, biological process: double-strand break repair via homologous recombination. The coding region runs from base 1 to 2931 and encodes 976 amino acids. NCBI's taxonomy places the organism in Eukaryota, Choanoflagellata, Craspedida, Salpingoecidae. The transcript has 3 exons. The record is from RefSeq and is a predicted model, not a curated record.